AUGGCUGCCUCAGGAGUUAAGAGUCCUGUGUCUUCUCAUUGUCUGAACAUCCCAAAGAAAGAGAGCUACUUCCUGUGGCAAGGAAGUUUUAUCAAAUCCCUGUGUCCUCCCACUGACCAGGUCAAAGAUGCACUUCCUGGAGAUCUCCAGGACUCUGCUUCUUCAGGACUAUCUAGCUCCUUGGCCGCCGUGCUCAUCGUCACCAUCGUGGUGGACCUCCUGGGCAACGCGCUGGUCAUCGCCUCGGUGCUGAGGAACCGCAAGCUCCGCAACGCCGGCAAUCUUUUUGUCGUCAGUUUGUCUGUGGCAGACCUCGUGGUGGCAAUAUACCCCUACCCUCUCAUCUUAAGAGCCAUCUUCCACAAUGAAUGGACAAUGGGUGACAUCCACUGCCAGAUCAGUGGCUUCCUCAUGGGCUUAAGCGUCAUUGGUUCCAUUUUCAACAUCACAGCCAUAGCAAUCAACAGGUACUGUUAUAUUUGCCACAGCCUCUGGUAUGACAGACUCUUUAAUCUGAAGAACACCUACUGCUACCUUUGCCUGACGUGGCUGCUCACACUGGUGGCAAUCGUGCCAAACUUCUUUGUGGGCUCCCUGCAGUAUGAUCGUCGGAUUUAUUCCUGCACUUUUGCUCAGACAGUCAGCAUGUCAUACACCAUCGCUGUGGUGGCCAUUCACUUCAUCAUCCCUCUGAGCAUAGUGACUUUUUGCUACCUCCGAAUUUGGAUUUUGGUGAUCCAAGUCAAACACCGGGUGAGGCAAGACUGCAAGCAAAGGCUAAGAGCAGUGGACAUCCGGAACUUCUUGACUAUGUUUGUGGUGUUUGUCCUCUUUGCAGUUUGCUGGGGGCCACUGAACUUCAUUGGCCUGGCUGUCUCCAUUAAUCCUUCCAAAAUAGUACCGCAGAUUCCAGAGUGGCUUUUUGUAGUAAGCUACUUCAUGGCUUAUUUUAACAGCUGCCUCAAUGCCGUGAUAUACGGCCUUCUCAACCAGAACUUCCGGAAUGAGUACAAAAGAAUCUUGAUUGCUCUGUGGACUCCCCGGCUCUUGUUUGUCGAUGUGUCCAAAGGUGGGACAGAGGGAAUGAAAAGCAAACCAUCUCCGGUGGUGACAAACAACAACAACAACAAUCAGGCUGAAAUUGACUUGUGA
Messenger RNA from Gekko japonicus, 1152 nucleotides. Its product is annotated as melatonin receptor type 1C-like. Gene Ontology annotation, biological process: G protein-coupled receptor signaling pathway. Lineage: Eukaryota; Metazoa; Chordata; Lepidosauria; Squamata; Gekkonidae. The record is from RefSeq and is a predicted model, not a curated record. Gene Ontology annotation, cellular component: membrane. Gene Ontology annotation, molecular function: melatonin receptor activity. The transcript has 3 exons. The coding region runs from base 1 to 1152 and encodes 383 amino acids.